This is a messenger RNA of Penicillium samsonianum, 1809 nucleotides long. RefSeq names its product Spg1/Tem1 GTP-binding protein. The coding region runs from base 307 to 1419 and encodes 370 amino acids. Gene Ontology annotation, biological process: regulation of exit from mitosis. The record is from RefSeq and is a predicted model, not a curated record. Gene Ontology annotation, molecular function: GTP binding; GTPase activity. Gene Ontology annotation, cellular component: spindle pole body. Lineage: Eukaryota; Fungi; Ascomycota; Eurotiomycetes; Eurotiales; Aspergillaceae. The transcript is spliced from 5 exons.
UGUGCCUGGGCCCUGCUGUUUCAAAAGGAAUCACAUACUUGACAUUCAUUUCCAGCCUGGUUCCUGCAUUUUGUUUGCUUCGCUUCGGAUUUUCGUCGCUCCCCCCCAAUUCGGUCUGUUUACUCAGGGACAACCCUUGUCCGCUUGAACUUCCGAGAAUCAACACAGCUCUCCGCUUCUUCAAUUUUCUUAAAACAAUCCCUUGAGGCAAUACACAUGCAAUCUCGUUAGAUUGCGCUGGAAUUUCAGCCCUUUGUGAUAUUGUUGCAUCUCUGAAUUCUACACCGAUACCGAUCUUGAAACGUCAUGGAGUUCACUAAGCCGGAUUUUGAGCCUCUUGCUGCCUCUGAGGUGGAAGCGCCCGCUGUUCCUGUCGCUGCGGAAUCUGAGCAGAUUGCCCCAGAGGAUCAGACGCAACAGGCGCAGGAGCAAGCACACGGACAGGGACAGGAGAUUCCGCCCGAGCAGCCUCUGGAGCAGCCUCUCGAACGAACUCUGGAUCAACCUCUGGAGCAGCCUGCGCCUGUCUCGGUCAAUAUUGAAGAGCCGGCUUCGGACCACACAACCAGCCGUGCCGCCAUCAACAAUGGCUAUAACAGCGACUCGAAGGCGCAUUACCACUCCCGAUCGACCGACUUUCAUCAGUCUGCUCCCGAAUACGCCGCCCAAGAUACCGACCAGUCCCGCCAGAACUCAUCUCCAUUGCUCAACCACCACCCCCUCCCUGUUCCCAACUCCAGGCCCGGAUCUGGACUCUCCAGUGGCCCAGAACGCGCCCCUGGUGUUUCCCAGUUACAGCAACAAGACGCCAGCCAGCGCCAAGCCGCUCAGGCUAAUAAGAACAGUGUGGUGAUUAAAGUUGGUAUGGUAGGCGAUGCACAGAUCGGAAAGACCAGUUUGAUGGUCAAGUACGUCGAGGGCAGCUGGGAUGAGGAUUACAUCCAGACAUUGGGUGUCAACUUUAUGGAAAAGACAAUCUCGAUUCGCAACACUGAAAUCACCUUCUCGAUUUGGGAUCUUGGUGGCCAGCGCGAGUUUGUUAAUAUGCUACCGCUUGUCUGCAAUGACGCUGUUGCAAUUCUUUUCAUGUUUGAUCUCACUCGCAAGAGUACAUUGAACUCAAUUAAGGAGUGGUAUCGCCAGGGACGUGGCUUCAAUAAGACAGCCAUUCCCUUCCUGGUGGGCACCAAGUAUGAUCACUUUGUGAACUUCCCCCGUGAGGAUCAGGAGGAGAUCUCUAUUCAGGCCAAGCGAUUUGCUAAGGCGAUGAAGGCUAGUCUGAUAUUCAGCAGCACCAGCCACAGCAUCAAUGUCCAAAAGAUCUUCAAGAUCGUUUUAGCCAAGGCGUUCGAUCUAAAGUGUACCAUUCCGGAGAUCGAAAAUGUUGGCGAGCCCCUGCUCCUUUACAAGAAUGUCUAAGAAUUGCCCGUUUGCCCUGACGAUGAUGUACAUUGGGACGAAGUGACGCUGCUGAUGAUCGACGCUGGCCCUCUACCCUCACGGCUUUACCACUUUGUGAAUUUCCCUUUCCUUUCAACGAUGUACUUGACCUUUCUUAUGUCUGUAUCACAGCCUCGGGCUCUUCUGGACAGGUUGCAUGCUAUCAGUCGGAGAUCUCGAGGCUUGUUUUUUUUAACUGCUAUCCUUCUCCUUGUCAUUUUCUUUGCUUCAUCUUCUUCCUUCAUUCAUCUCUGAACGUACCUAGUGUUCCUUUUUUUGUGUUCCAGAUGAGGGCUUCACCAGCUUAAGGCGUUUGGGAGUCCGAAUCGUGAUAUUCUGGAAAUACAUUCAAACCUCUUCUGUUUGCAA